AUGAAUGCUCAAGACAAAAUUGUAACCUUUUUAGAUGGAUAUAUGGGAAAGCUCAAAUUGAUGGCUCAACUAGGAGCCCAGCAAUAUAAUUCACCAAUUGGAAUUCAUUCAUUCACCAAAGAUCUCUUUCGAACCUACAUGUUUCAUUUGACCAAACAAUCGGGUGUAUUUGUUGGCUACUUUAUAUAUUCUCAUCCCUAUUCAGAAAGGUAUGCAGUAACGGUGGUUUCAACAAAUAAUACACUCGUAUAUACCUAUCAGAAUAAUCGAUUUCCUGGCAUCGUUCGAGAUCAAUUGGAUUGGGACUCUGGUUCUGUAAUCAAAGCGAAUUAUUCCAUUGAUCCAACACCUGCCAACUUGACCAAACAAGAAUUUUACGUUUCUGGGUUGGCUAUGACCAAAAGUCUUCAUCAUUGGAGCUCAUAUUGCACUGUCGUAUAUUACCUUACUCUACGAUCCUAUCCAACUUCAACAACAACCUUCGAAAAAGGUUCAAAUUGGCAUGUGUCGAUUGCUUCCUCCAUGGUGCAAGUAAUUGCUGGAAGUAUUACAACCACAACUCCCGAUGGUAAAAACACAUUACCUCUCUUCAACCUGACAGAAAGGAAUGCAGGUAAACUCAUGCAAGAUAUUUACCAUACCUAUCAUGUGGAUUUCUUUGAUUUACCUGAAAAAUUUAAAAUCUCAAGUUUAGGAGUGAAUUACAUUAUCAUGUUGAAGACAUUUUCCUUUGAGAAUAUCAAGUACAAAUUACUGGUUGUGGUCUAUGAAGAUGAAGUGAGCAUGACCAGCUAUAUCAGUAUUGGCGCAUCAUUAGGAGCAGCCAUUCUUGUUGUCAUUCUAGGCAUUUGUUAUGGAAUUGUGUUAAGUCAUGCCAUUACAUCACCCAUUCAAGCAUUGCAACGACAUUUAGAGAGAAUUAAGGUUCUGGAUUUAGAACACCAUACCGGAAUGAAUAAUAAGAAUAGUAUUUUCAAAGAAAUGAAUGAAAUGUGUGAUCAUUUAAAGGUGACCAUUUCAUGGCUCAAAGAAAUUAAGUGUUUCAUUCCAGAUAACGUCUUUCAUCAAUUACGAAUAAGAGCACACGAUCGUUCAUCAGCUUCAUUAACUCUCGAACCAAAUAUGAGAUCCAGUGCACAAAUGAAACCUCAACUACGGGCAUCACAUGAACGAAAACAUCAACACAAACAAUCACUGGAGAAUCAUCAAGAACCAAAUAUGAAUGACCAAAAACAUGAAACUACAUCCAAUUCCAGCUUAACUUCAAGCACAUUAGUCGAGGCAUCUUCACUGUUCAAAAUGGGGCUUUUUAAGAAGACAUGUACGGUUAUUUGCAUUUGCUUGAACUGGGAAACAUCCUGCCAUUCAGACAUUGAGUGUGAAUUACCAAAAAUAGUGAAUACCAUUCGAUCCUUGUGUAAAGUUUUUCAAGCCGUUGUUCAAAUAUCUUCUGUGGAGGAAAUUGUCAUCAUAUUCGAGACAGAUAAACAAUCCAAAAGGAAAAAGAGUGCUUUAGCGGCUGUUGAAUGUGCUUUAAAGAUUAUACGGACAUGUUCUCGCAAUCAUCCCAAGCAACAUGGCCACACUACUACAUCUCAUGAACAAAUUACACUAGAAAGACCUUUUUCAAUGGGAAUUUCCACGAGUGAUGAGUCCUAUGUUGGAAAUUUGGGAUCUCACUCUUUUCGAUUCUAUUCCAUUAUUUCGCAUGCCACUCUUAUUGCAAAAGACUUAGCUUUUAUUGCUCGCUCGAUCAAUGCAACUGCAAUCAUGGAUGAGAAAACUUAUUUGGAAACUAAUAAGCAAUUUGUAUCAAUACCAGUCGAUAGGAUGUGGAUACCAAGUGGCGAAGACGCGACUACUUUUAACGUUUGUUCUGUUUAUGAAUUGUUAAGAGAAAUGGAAGUCAAAGAUGACGAGUGGUUAUACGAAUUGGAGCAAAAGGAUGAUAUUUCUAAAUUUCAACAAUUGCACUCAUUGUUUGACAUUUUCCAAGAACAACAAGACAACAAUCUUGAAGCCAUGUUAAUGAAAAAUGUGUUAUUCUUAAGAGAUCACAUCAUGGCCUAUCCAUCCGAUAGAUCCUAUGUUCGUCUGUUAAAGUUAUUUGAAUUUAUUUUGAAUUCCUCAGGAGUGGGAGAACAAUCCACCGAUACCAAUAACAUGGUGAAGAGUCUUGUUGACAAAUAUUACAUUAGAAUUCAAAGAUCCAUUCUUUGCUCUAUUGAAAACUCGAUCGUUUUUUCCAAGUAA
Messenger RNA from Naegleria fowleri, 2253 nucleotides. RefSeq lists its product as uncharacterized. The record is from RefSeq and is a predicted model, not a curated record. Bases 1 to 2253 code for a protein of 750 amino acids. The transcript is spliced from 3 exons. Lineage: Eukaryota; Heterolobosea; Eutetramitea; Acrasida; Naegleriidae.